Messenger RNA from Onychostoma macrolepis, 2999 nucleotides. It is a transcript of the gene abcg8, whose product is annotated as ATP-binding cassette, sub-family G (WHITE), member 8. The coding region runs from base 75 to 2114 and encodes 679 amino acids. The transcript has 13 exons. Lineage: Eukaryota; Metazoa; Chordata; Actinopteri; Cypriniformes; Cyprinidae. Gene Ontology annotation, cellular component: plasma membrane. The record is from RefSeq and is a predicted model, not a curated record. Gene Ontology annotation, molecular function: ATP binding; ATP hydrolysis activity; ABC-type transporter activity. Gene Ontology annotation, biological process: cholesterol homeostasis.
AACAAGAGGAGCAGGUACUUCUCUAAGCGGGACGCCAGACCAGAGGGGCAUAGACCCUUUCUACCACGUCCACCAUGUCAGACCAGAGUGCUUUCCAUUCAGAAGACAGCUUCGGCUCUACAAAUGACAAACAGAACAGGCAGACACAGGGUGAAGACAUUCUUUUCUCAUCUCCAGAGGAGGACAGCAGUCUGUAUUUUACUUACAGCGGAGGUCGCAAUGAAAUGGAAGUCCGCAAUCUCAACUAUGAGGUGGACACAGCCGCACAGAUACCCUGGUAUGAGAGGCUGUCAGAGUUUAAGAUGCCCUGGGAGACACACAGCAACAAGCAAACAGUCAUAAAGGACCUAAACCUACGCGUGCACAGUGGCCAGAUGCUUGCUGUCAUUGGCAGCUCAGGCUGUGGGAAGACCUCCUUACUGGACAUCAUAACAUGUCGAGAUGAGGGUGGCACCAUUAAUUCAGGAGAGAUUCUGGUCAACGGGAAACCUUCCACACGUUCCCUGGUGAAGAAAUGCAUCGCUCACGUGCGGCAGGACGACCGUCUGUUACCGCAUCUCACAGUACGAGAGACGCUGGCUUUUGUGGCCAAACUGCGGCUGCCUGCGCACUUCACCCAGGAACAGAGAGAUCAGCGGGUGGACGAUGUAAUCGCGGAGCUGCGUCUGAGGCAGUGCGCUCACACGCGCGUGGGGAACGACUUUGUGAGGGGGGUGUCCGGUGGAGAGAGGAGGAGGGUGAGCAUCGCUGUACAGCUGCUCUGGAAUCCAGGUAUUCUCAUCCUAGAUGAGCCUACUUCAGGUCUGGACAGCUUCACAGCCCAUAAUUUGGUCAUUACAUUGUACCGUCUGGCUCGAGGGAACCGGCUGGUGUUGCUGUCAGUCCAUCAGCCUCGUUCAGAUAUCUUUCAGCUCUUUGACCUGGUGGUGCUCUUGUCUUCUGGCUCAGCCGUUUACUGCGGUCAGGCCAAGGACAUGGUGCCUUACUUUACUUUUCUUGGGUACCCGUGUCCACGAUACUGCAACCCCUCUGACUACUACGUGGACUUGAUAAGCAUUGAUCGGCGCAGUCCUGAAAAAGAAGCAGAAUGUUUGGAGAAAGCCAGGAUGUUAGCGGCCCAGUUUGUAGAGAAGGUGAAGAACACAGAGGAUUUCAUGUGGAAAUCAGAAGAUUGCGGUUCUCUGGCACUGGAUGCCCCUCAAAGCAGUGUUCCUCCCGUCUCCAUGAAGGAAUCAGUGAUCACAGUUUCCAAACAGAAGGAUCGCCUGCCGGGAAAACUGCGACAGUUUACAAUCCUAAUCAAACGGCAGGUAUUUAAUGACUUCCGGGAUCUGGUGACGUUGGUGGUUCAUGGUUUGGAAGCCUUGUUGAUGUCUCUGCUCAUCGGUUUCCUUUAUUUCGGUGCUGGGGAUCAGGGUCUUUCUGUCCAAGAUACGGUGGCUUUGCUCUACAUGAUAGGAGCUCUGACACCCUUUGCUGUGGUGCUGGACGUCAUUGCAAAGUGUCAUUCAGAGAGAGCCAUGCUUUAUCAUGAACUGGAAGAUGGCAUGUACUCAGUCACCUCAUACUUUUUUGCCAAGGUCCUUGGUGAGCUACCAGAGCACUGUGCCUUUACGCUGGUAUACGGUGUGCCCAUCUACUGGUUGGCUGGGCUCAACAGCGCUCCCGACCGCUUCCUGCUCAGCUUCCUGUUGGUGUGGCUGAUGGUGUAUUGUAGUCGCUGCAUGGCCCUGUUUGUGGCGGCAGCCCUGCCAACAUUGCAGACUUCGUCUUUCAUGGGCAACGCACUCUUCACGGUCUUCUACUUGACGGCUGGCUUUGUCAUUAGUCUGGAAAACAUGUGGCUGGUGGCGUCUUGGUUUUCUUACAUAUCCUUCAUGCGCUGGGGUUUUGAGGGAACGCUGCAGGUUCAAUUUCAUGGGACUAGAAUCCCAAUCACUAUUGGAAACCUCACUGUAGAAUUCGAUGGUAUUAAGGUUGUGGAGAUGAUGAACAUGAACCAGUAUCCACUGUAUUCCUGCUACCUGGUGCUUAUUGCUGUUGCUUUUGUUUUCAUCCUGCUCUAUUAUCUGUCACUCAAAUUCAUUAAACAGAAGUCCAGUCAGGAUUGGUGAGGACAAAUCAGCAUAAAGUCUGGUCCACACUGCAGCUUGUUCUUGCCAAUCAACAUAUAAAAUGCCCAUCCACAACACAGACCAUUCUCAAGUCCAAAUAUGGCUCUCUCCACAACAAAUAUAUUAUGUCAAAUAUGUUGAGUAUAUAUGUAAUAUUUUACUACCACUAACUGCCGCUGGAUGGCAGUAAUGUACUAUGUUUCCACACUCUUUUAAGAGUGCGGCUGUCUCUGCAGCAUGUAACAAUUGUACAUUUCAUUUAUGUAUUUUCUCUUCUUUUCUUUUGUAAAUCAGAAUCGUGUUUGAUUCCACAUGCCUAUUGUCAUAUUUUUAAUGCAGCAUGAUGUUAAACACAUUUGAGACUUUGAGAGAGAGCGUACAUUAGAUGUACAUUUUGCUUCUGUAAAUCGGUCUAAUCCCUUAGCUUUUUUUCUUCUUUUUUUCCCCUAGUUUAUAUACUUACAUUAGUAAUUCAUUUUGCACUUCAUGCUUAAUACUUUUUAUAUUAUUAUUAUUAUUCUUUCUUUCUGUUAAUACAUACAUGCACUGUCUAUUUGUAAGCAGCCCAGCUGCAAUUGCUUUGGCAAUACAAAUGUAUAGUUUUUGUCAUGCCAAUAAAGCACACUUGAAUUGAAAAUUUAAUUGAGAGAGAGAGAGAGAGAAACUAUAACCAGAAAAUAAAUAAAAAAGAACUACUGAUCUGACAUUACUUCUAUUGAGCAAUUAAAUGAAUAACACAGGGUCAAUGUCACAGAGGGGCGGAGCCAGACAUUAUAAACAUUCGGGGCUUAGUCCAAAUGUAGUUCCCGUCCACUCAUUUUUAGAGUAAGGGUUUGUUCCAGUUUUUCAAUAUAAUGUCCAUAAAUGUCAAAAAGAGCUAACAUU